Messenger RNA from Orycteropus afer afer, 690 nucleotides. NCBI's taxonomy places the organism in Eukaryota, Metazoa, Chordata, Mammalia, Tubulidentata, Orycteropodidae. The record is from RefSeq and is a predicted model, not a curated record.
AUGACCCCCAGGCUUCUCCUGGUCUUGGCCCUCUGGGCCGAAUGCGCGUCGGGCAGCCACAGAAGGGGACCCCCAGCAGGUCCAGGUCACCUCAAGGUGCAAUGCCGUGCCGUCAGGUACCCCAUUGCCAUAGACUGCUCCUGGACCCAGCCUCCAGCUCCAGACUCCACCAGGCCCACGUCCUUCAUCGCCACAUACAGGCUUGGUGUGGCCGCACAGGGGGAGAGCAGAUCCUGCCUCCAGCCGACACCAGGAACCCCCAGCUGUGCCAUCUCGGACGUGCAAAUGUUCUCCAUGGUGCCUUACGUGCUCAAUGUCACGGCCAUCCACCCCAGGGGCGUCAGCAGCACCCUCCUGCCCUUCAUUCCAGAGCACAUCAUCAAAUCGGACCCUCCAGAGGGUGUCCGCCUGAGCCUCAUCCCUGGGAAGCAGUUGCGUGUGCAGUGGGAGCCCCCCCGGUCCUGGCCCUUCCCAGAGAUCUUCAUACUCAAAUACCGGAUCCGCUACAAGCGUCACGGAUCUGCCCAUUUCCGGCAGGUGGGGCCCAUUGAGGACACAUCUUUCACCCUCAGGACUGUCCGGCCGCGAGCCAGGUACUGCAUCCAGGUGGCUGCUCAGGACCUCCUGGACUACGGGGAGCUCAGUGACUGGAGUCCGCCUGCCAGGCUCCCCAUCACUCCGGGCAAAUAG